Molecule: messenger RNA, 5904 nt
Organism: Adineta steineri
Lineage: Eukaryota; Metazoa; Rotifera; Eurotatoria; Adinetida; Adinetidae
Source: the annotation of a GenBank genome assembly
AUGUUUUUUUCAGGUACAAAUUCAGAUACUGAUGAAUGGUCAAUGGAAUAUAAUCAACAUCAUGGUUCUAGCUUAACAGGAACAAUACAUGAAUUAGCAUCUAUAGAUGAUAGGGAUGAUGUCGAUAUACAUUUUCCAGCAUCAUUUGAUAGUUAUAAUUUUGAAUAUCCAUUAAUUGAAGGUUACCGUUUAGCAAACUCUCAAAGCCUUAUUUUAUCAUCAACUGUACCAAAUUCUGAUGCAGAAUUACUUGAACGUCAUAAACGUGAUAUACCUUGGGCUUUUGCUGCAUCUCAAGACUUGGUUAUGGAUGGCAGUGGCACUGUCACAGAAGAAGAGAGUACGCAAGAAACUGUAACAAAUACACCACAAUCAACAAUAACUGUACAGUUAAAUUUAAACGAGACUACUCCUACUUCUACUGUCAUCACCACAGCUGAAGCAACAGCCGAUACUGGAGUUGUAAGUAGUACAGAGAGUCCUACAACAGCCACAGGAAGUUCUUCGGUAUCAUCGACUACUACAAGUACUUCCUCUACUACCAUAACACUACAAACAAGUGAAGCAAUAUUGAAUACUACUACCACCACAAUAUCUACAAGUUCAACAACAACAACAACAACUACUACGACGAUGACUACUACAACAACCACCGGAUCAAUAACAUGUGGAUGGAGCAAUUGGAUACCAUUGACUGAUUGUACACCAGAAUGUGGAAUAGCCUAUCGAACUGAAAAGCGAUCAUGUAUUGAUUACACCACUGGUAUUUCUUGUGACAGCUUUUCCUGUGGAGGUGGUGAUGAAACACAAAAUGUAACAUGUUCUUUUUCUCCACCAUGUGAAACACUUACUGUUACUCCACAAACUUCUAUUCGAGAUUCAACUGUCAGAAUUAUUCCUUAUACAUUACCUGAUCGAAUGAAUUUCUUUCAACAAACAUAUCGUCGAAUUUGGAUAUCAAACAAAGGUUAUAUUACAUUUGAUACUCCAUUCUAUGGUCGAACAAUGACAACAUCAGGUUUUGAACGAAUACAAAAACAAGCAAUCGUCGCACCAUUCUGGACAGAUUUAGUUUAUGAUAAUACAUCAUCAAGUAUGACAAUAAACUGGUAUAAUUCGAUAGAUUCAAAUACACGUGCUAUAAAUAAUUAUUCUGAUAUUAUUCAAUCAACAAUUAAUUCAGCUUGUCCAAUAUCAUUUUGUUCAAAUCAAUUUCUAGCAGUACGAGUUGUUCGAAUCACUUGGAAUAAUCUUAUUUAUGAAUUACCACAUACGAAUCAAUCUAUAAAUCUAUCAUUUUCAGCAUAUCUUAUCAAUACAUACGAUCAAUCACAAUAUAGUUAUCCACAACUUCGAUCUUAUUUUACAUUUGACUAUAGUAAUCUUCCAACUAAUCUUUAUUAUCUUAGACCUUUUAUUGGUUAUCGUGGAAAAACAAAUGAAACGCUUAAAGUUUUUAAUGAUCCAAGAUAUUAUCAAAAUGCUGCAUUUCUUGUUGAUAGUCCUCGAAGAAAAAGUUUUUAUAUUGGUAGUCGAUUUUUACCUCAAUGUGAAGUAAUUUAUCUACAAGAAACACAAAAAAAUAUGUUAAAUCCUGGACAAAAUUUAAAUGAUAUAAUAAAGAAUCCUCGAUUUCCAUGUCCAUGUACCCUAAGACAAGUACAAGUUGAUGGACGUUUUAAUCGUUUAUUUAGUGAAACAUACUAUGAAAUAGCACAAAAUUUAGUUUGUUAUGGACCUAUGAUAAAUAAUUGGAUUCAUAUUGGUCGAACUUCACAAUUGCUCAAAUCACAAACAUGUUGCUAUCAUCGAUAUAAUCAAGGUUUAAUUACAUCAGGUUAUCUUGCUGGUUCAGUUCUAUCCGAUUCGAAUAUUCUUUUUCAACGACAUUCAUCGCAAAGGAGAAUCCAAUUUUAUGAUCAAUGUUGUUCACCAUCGAAUAUAAAUGGCAUUCCUAAUUGGGAUACAUGUCGUUUAUAUUAUCAACUUCAUCCACCAAGUAGUUGUACAGGAUAUCGAUCUCCAACACAAGUAAGUGGUGUCGGUGAUCCACAUGUGACUACAAUUGAUAAUGGUCAAUAUACAUGUCAUAUUCAAGGUGUUUAUAUAUUUUCAAGAACAAAUCAAAUAGCUGAACGUCAAGCAAAUAUUAAUCUAGAUAACAAUUUAGCUGAUAGUAAUUUGAUAUAUCCUGAUGAUUUAUUUCGGAUUCAUGUUCGUUCAGUAUUAGUGGCACCAGCUUUAUCUUAUAUUGAACGAAACCAUGGAUAUGGUUCAGUAUUUUCAAGUUACACUAUAUCGGCACUCAAUUAUAAUUUUACGAUCAUCAAUAAUAAUGGCAAAUUUGGUUGUACAAUAAAUAAUUUAAUACUGACAAAUACAUUGGCAAAUAAUCUAGAUUAUGAUUAUACAAAUAAGAAUGAUACAACCGAUACAAAUCAAUAUAUUUAUCGAAUACAACAAUCAGCUCGAUUGGAAAUGAAUAAAACAAUACCUCAAUUAACAUUAGCUCUUUGGUCUGGAGUUACGAUUCGAUGUGAAAUUAUUGGUGAAAAUCUUGAAUGUACUUUAUCAUUACCAGAAAAAUUUCGAACAUUUAUCGAAGGUCUAGCGGGUAAUUUCAAUAAAAAUCCUAGUGAUGAUUUAUUUAAUCGAGACACAAAUACAAUUGUUCCCAUCACAUCUUCAUCAAAUCGAACAACACUAGAUAAUGAUAUUGAUGUUCUUAAUGCUUGUCGAUCUUGGAGAGCAUAUACUACCGAUACAACACCUGAUAUUAGUCGUCCUAUUAUGCCUACAAAGCUUUAUAAUUGGUAUCGUAGUAAUGAAUCUAGUGUCUUUUCAAGUUUAUAUCCACAAAUGAAUGAAACUCUUGAUGAAACAUGUUCAAAUAAUUUUGAAUGCAUUCAUGAUUAUCUUAUUCGAGUAAAUUCUUUUACAAGUAAAGCAACCGCUUCUGGAUUAAAAUUAAUUCAAGAAUCAAGAAUUAUUUUUACUGAAAUGCCACCGAUAGAUAAUUUAACAUUGCCUAUCCAAAUUAUUUUACCAAUAAAUCAAACGGAUCGUGAUUACCGAUUAGGAAUUAAUAUUACGCCAAAUGGCGCAACAAGUGUAAAUAAUGUCACUGCUAUUAUUUAUCCACAAAAUAGAACGCAAAAUAUUGCUACUUAUGGUUCAACUAUUAUAAUUCCAAUACCAAACGAUGCAAUAAAUUUCGUUGACGUUUUACUAUCAAUUAAAUAUGGAACAAGUUCUACAUCAGAAAAAUAUUUGGAUAUUAUUGCUUGUUUGUGCACAAAUGGUGGCACAUGUAAUUUUCAACAAACUAAUCCAAUAGGUUCUCAUUAUCAAAUUAGUUCAUGUGAUUGUCCACCACAAUAUGAUGGUGAUUUAUGUGAAUUGGAAUACAAUGGAUGUGAAUCUGGUAGUGCAUGUGCAGAUGAGUGGGAUGUUGGAACAACAUGUGUUCCAUUAUCUGCUCCUGAACAAGUAAUACAAGAACGUUCUUAUUAUUGUAAUGGAACUUGUAAAGAUGGAUUUAAUUCAACAGAUGGUUAUACUUGUGAUAAUAUUGAUGAAUGUGAAGUAGAUCCAUUAAUAUGUGGAAAUGGUAUUUGUAUAGAUAUGAUUGGAUCAUAUUUAUGUAAUUGUUCAUUCGGUUAUCGAUUUGAUAAUCAAACAUGUAUUGAUAUCAACGAAUGUAUUGAACCAAAUAUCGACGGUAGUUUUCCUCGUCGUUGUAACGAUACUGACAUUUGUAUAAAUACAAACGGUAGUAAUCGAUGUGAAUGUAGUUCAAUUUUUAAUACAACUGGUAAUUGUACUUAUGAUGAAAGUCUAUGUGAUAAUAACACUUGUAAAGAUAAUGAUACACUUCUAUGUUUACAUGGAACAAUUAAUGUGAAUGAUAGUUGUAUUCCUUGGUGUCAUUCUACAUGUCCUGAAUUUUGUGAAUUAAUAAAUAAAAAUUAUCAAUGUAAUUGUCAAAAAUAUCCUGGUUUUGAAUAUUCUGAUGAUGGAAAACAAUGUCUUCAAUGUCGUGGUCCAAAUUAUGGUAUUAAUUGCUCUCAAUCAUGUGAAUGUAUUUAUGGUAGAUGUAAUAAAAAUGCAACGAAUCAAAAUGAUAGUUGUACUUGUGAUGAUGGAUAUCAAUUACCAUAUUGUAAUCGAAUUAUUAAUGCCUGCGAAAGUAAUAGUUCAUGUAAUAUUAUUAGUGAAGAUUGUGAAACAGAUACGAAUACUCGAAAAGCUGUAUGUAGUUGUAAAAGUGGUUAUAAAAUUGAUAAUACAACUAAUAGUUGUACAGAUAUUAAUGAAUGUGAUAUUGAAUCUAAUUGUGAUGAUAAAACUUCAUAUUGUACGAAUACUAUUGGAAGUUAUAAUUGUACUUGUAAAAAUGGUUAUACGCCUGCCAGUAAUUCAUGUAUAGAUAUUAAUGAAUGUGAAACAUCAACAAGUUGUGCAAAUUAUAUGAAUACAGAUUGUAUUAAUAUGCCAGGUUCGUAUGAAUGUCGAUGUAAAUUUGGUUAUUCAAUAAAUGGUGAUAAAGAAACAUUAAUGCAGAAUGUGUUAAAUACAACUGGUUCUUGUUUAAUAACAGAUUAUACAGUAGAUUGUCAAAAUACUUGUAUAAAUCUAGCUUCAUGUAAUUCAACAACAGGACGAUGUACAUGUCCAAUAUCUACAUUGGAACUUGUUGAUUUAUCCGAUUCUAAAGAAACAUGUCAAUGUCCUGGUUAUCCAUUUGUUAAUUAUACAACUGGAGUUUGUGAUUCAUCACUUGCUUCAACAUGGUUUUUACUUUAUUUAAAUCCAAAAGCAACGACUCGAUCUGUUAGAAUUACUUCUCCUGUAAUAUCAAAUAUAAUAUUCGAAAUAUCAAACAUAUUAUCUAAAUUGAAUAAAACAUGUGAUGACUCAUGUAUACAAAUAAAUAAAACUAGUACAUCAGCUGCGACUCUUAAAUAUUUUAUUGGAUUAAAUAUAUCAUUAAAUUCUUCUGAACGCUUUCAACUUGCUAAUGAUUUUUAUCAUGAUAAUAUAAGUCUUAAUAAUGAUUAUAAUAUAACAGUACAUAUAGUUAUAAAUAAUAAAACGAAAGAAUUAGAAAGAUUUACAAGUAGACGAAGACGUUGUGAAGAAUGUGAAAUUUUGAGUCACGGCAGUUGUAUAAGUGAAAUUGAAGAUUCAUGUCGAUGUUAUACAAACCAUGAAGGUUAUUUUUGUCGUGAAGCUUCUACAACACCUGAUUUAGGUCGAGUAAUGUCUGAAGAAAAAAAAUGGAUUAUUAUCGUCGGCGUAUUAAGUGCAGUAGCUGGUCUUCUUUUAAUUAUGGCAUGUUUUGUAUGUAUUGUUCGUAUUAUUUCAACAACUCGUAGUAGAUCAUCAAGAAAAACAAGACCAUCAAUUGGUCAUGGAUCUUAUUAUAUACCUCGUGCACAUGUUCCAACAAUGGGUACUGGUGGUCAAGAUAUAUUUAGUUGGGAUGGUUUCAGUCUUAGUACAAAUGAUGAACGAUAUAAUGAUACGUCGAAUUCUUAUCAAUCAAGUUCAACAACAACUUAUAAUCCAACAUAUCGUAUUGGUGAAAUGUCUGAUGAAGCUGAUUUCACAUUAUUUGAUAAUCUAGAAAAUCUUACAUCAUUAGCAAAAAGUUCUAUACCACGUGGACAAAUGAUUGGAAUGACUGGAACAUUAAAUAGUUUUCCUCGAGAACAAAUAAUCGAUAAUUUAACUGGAACAUUUACGGAUUCGAAUGAACUUGAUGAAACUAUAUUAGUUACAGAUAUGUUAGAAGAUAUGACAAAAGAUGAUUAUCGAACAGAUGAUUUCCUAGAAGCAUGUAAUCCAUAUUUAAUUAUACCAAGAGCAUCUAUUCGGCCAGAAUUCUUCGAUAAUUCAUAA